Messenger RNA from Apaloderma vittatum (bar-tailed trogon), 480 nucleotides. Its product is annotated as clathrin light chain B-like. The record is from RefSeq and is a predicted model, not a curated record. Gene Ontology annotation, cellular component: clathrin coat of coated pit; clathrin coat of trans-Golgi network vesicle. NCBI's taxonomy places the organism in Eukaryota, Metazoa, Chordata, Aves, Trogoniformes, Trogonidae. Gene Ontology annotation, molecular function: structural molecule activity. Gene Ontology annotation, biological process: vesicle-mediated transport; intracellular protein transport.
AUGGCCAACGACUUUGGUUUCUUUUCCUAGUUCGAGGGGGGCAGCACUGAGGAGGACCUCACCAUCACCUUCCUGGCCCAGCAGAGGAGCGGGAUCAUGGACAUCGAGAACGAUGAGGGCUUUGGGCCUACUGACAGGAUUGGUUCGUCCAGGCAAGUAGCCCCAGCAGAACCAGCUGAUUUCCAGGAUGGAGGAGCCACUAUCAAUGGAGAUGUCUUUCAGGAGUCCAACGGCACCACAAAUGCCUAUGCAGCCAUAGUCAAGACUGAUAGGCUGAUCCAGGAACCUGAGAGCAUCCGCAAGUGGAGGAAGGAGCCCCUGGAGGAGCUGGAUGCGGCAUCAAAGCAGGCAUGGCAUGAGAAGACCAAGAAGGACCUGGGGGAGUUGAACAUGGAUCAGAACGAGCAGAUGGAGAAGAACCAGGCAAAAAACAGGGCCUCAGAGGAAGCAUUCCUGAAGGAGUCCAAGGAGGAAAUCUAG